CGAGAACACGGCGCACCAUCACACUCUCAUCUCUCUCUCCCUCGCAUACUCUCAGAGCUUCACUUUCAGAUUACUCACUCUCUCUCUGAAUUUCACUCUCAAAAGCUGUACUUUCCAAAAAUUGCACAUCUCUGAAUUCCCUCCUUAUUUAAGCCCCCCAAAAGCUAGGGUUCCUCAAUUAAGCUUCCGUCCCAUUGAGCUGCAACUCGCAUACAGAUACGCAUUUCGUGUAUGUGUGAAAUUGUGUUGCCGAAAUGGAUCCUCCGAUAAUCAACGCGGGCUCGUUCUCGGCGGCGAACCCUUCGUCUUACAGUCUGGCCGAGAUUUGGCCGUUUCCGAUCAAUGGAGGAGCAGGAGGAGGGGGGUUGGGGUUGACGAUGAACAGUUUGAGCGGAUUCGGCGAGGUGGUGGACGAAUCGACGGUCACGGAGCAGAGUGGCAGCAAAAGGAAGCGGCGGGAUGCCAAUAAUUCCGAGGAUGAGUCCUCCAAGCUCGUCUCCACGGCCAGACCCAACGAUUUGAAUAAUUCUAAUGCAAAAAGAAUGAAAUUAUCUGCAUCUAGAGAUGAAACUGGUGGAUCCAAAUCUGAAGUUGAAGCUAGUUCAGGGACUGGGAACAAGCCUGUUGAUCAAAGCAUAAAACCUUCGGAGCCUCCUAAGCAAGAUUAUAUCCAUGUCAGAGCUAGAAGGGGUCAAGCUACUGAUAGCCACAGUCUAGCUGAGAGAGCUAGGAGAGAAAAGAUCAGUGAGAGAAUGAAGAUCCUGCAAGACCUGGUCCCUGGAUGUAACAAGGUUAUUGGGAAAGCACUUGUCCUUGAUGAGAUAAUUAAUUACAUCCAGUCACUACAGCGCCAAGUUGAGUUCUUGUCAAUGAAGCUUGAAGCAGUCAAUUCAAGGAUGAACCCCUCCUUUGAGGGAUUUGCUUCUAAAGAUUUCAACACAGGAUAUGCCUCUUUUACCUCUCCUAUCAUUCACACUUUCUACAGUCUUAUUUUGACCCUGUUUCCUGGGUAGUGCUCUUCAUGUCAGAUAGUGAUGGUUAUGGUUAUGAAUUGGUUCCCGGUUGAGCACAUCUUAGUAUCCUUGCUUUUCCUACCCCCCCUUUCCUUCCCUUUUUAUCUUCCCUAAUCAGUUUCUCCUUUUAUUCAUUAGUUGUUUCCUUGUAGUUCAUAUGCCAUGUCCUAUUAUGAGUUGUGCUUUGCCUUUAUUUUUCAAAAUGAAGAUACAUCAGAUUCUCCUCUGUAUUGAGUUUCAUUAAACCUUAUUUUCUAAAUAAGAAUUCUCUCUGUAGCAAUGAAUCUUAUGAAAAGGAUUGUGCAUGAUUUUGUUAUUCUUGCCCUUUCUUUUAUGCUUCUGACAAAUA
Molecule: messenger RNA, 1362 nt
Organism: Diospyros lotus (date-plum)
Lineage: Eukaryota; Viridiplantae; Streptophyta; Magnoliopsida; Ericales; Ebenaceae
Product: transcription factor BHLH089-like
Exons: 6
Coding region: 255-1013 (252 amino acids)
Biological process (GO): regulation of DNA-templated transcription
Cellular component (GO): nucleus
Molecular function (GO): DNA-binding transcription factor activity; protein dimerization activity
Source: RefSeq, a predicted model, not a curated record